AGUAGCUAGACUCUGCCAGAGUUGAAAUAAUUUACAAUACGAGUAAUUACGCUAAGAAUUUCAGCAAUUUCUCCUUAUUUUCAGGAUCUCGUAAAGCACCUCUUUUAGAUUUGCUAUUAAUUUUGCACUUUUAUUUACUUGCGAUUGCAGGGAUACAGAGUUUUUUAGUGCUUUUUCAGUGUUUGUUGAGCUUUCGGCUCAUAUACUUUGAUUGCAAGCUGCUAACAGUAGCUGUCGCAACUGGAACUUUGAGUCUUGGCACUCUUGGCCCUUGGGAGCUUAAAAGCUCCUUGUAAAAUCUAGCUCUCUUUGCGUCGUAGUACAACUUGCAAGUGGUAUUUCACGAGAACCUCAGUUUCGUGCUGAUUUUCGCCACUUACUAUGAUGUGGGUUUCAAGGACUAUCUUCGGCUCUAUCCUUUGGCGCACAGCACAAUCCGAGCCGACGGGAAUCUUUGCAUACAAAUGCCUGCAUUCGAAUUCCGGUGAAGGCGAAGGGUUUUCAGAUAAAAGCGGAGGAAUAAACGAUGAGCGGAGCACAGCGCAGUUGGAACAGUCUUCCCUAGGCAAUGAAGAACUGCCCGAACAGUCCGAGCCACCCGUACGAUCCCGACCGCGCCGCGGUUUCGCUGCCGCUUUCGAGCGCUUCCGCAACAUUCACGAACUGCAGCCGCCGCCCUUUCCCGAACGCGAAGAAUCCUUCGCCAGCAUGCUGCGCCACUCCAAGUACAUCCAACUGGGUGAUCCCGAGGGGAAGAUCGUCGUCGGUCGCAUCUACCACGUGGUGGCCGAUGAUCUGUACAUUGAUUUCGGCGGGAAAUUCCCCUGCGUCUGCAAAAGGCCGCAACGCGACGAGCACCUGUACUACCGCAGCGCCUUUGUCCGGGUGCGACUGAACAGUCUGGAGUUGUCGACACGCUUCCUGGGCGCGGAUCGGGAUCUGACGCUGCUGGAAGCCGAUGCGGCGCUGAUUGGUCCCAUGAAAAUACCGCCGCGACGGACUGCGGUGGCGGCAGAAUAGUCACCCGUUGGUAUGAUUUUGUAGCGGUUUUGAUUUUUGGUUUUGUUUGGUAAAAUGUGAAACAGAAUGUUUUUAGGGAAAAUCACAGUAAUUAAAAAGGUCUUUUGGGGCUGUUACCGCAUUGUGGAUUUUGCUCUCUGGAAGUUAGUGGCUCUGAAUUGUGGUGAAUUCGGUGACUGCCAAAUAAAUAGUACAGUAUUGAAAA
This is a messenger RNA of Paramacrobiotus metropolitanus, 1225 nucleotides long. Its product is annotated as 28S ribosomal protein S28, mitochondrial-like. Bases 382 to 1020 code for a protein of 212 amino acids. The transcript is spliced from 2 exons. Lineage: Eukaryota; Metazoa; Tardigrada; Eutardigrada; Parachela; Macrobiotidae. The record is from RefSeq and is a predicted model, not a curated record. Gene Ontology annotation, cellular component: mitochondrial small ribosomal subunit.